Messenger RNA from Suillus subalutaceus, 333 nucleotides. RefSeq lists its product as uncharacterized. Bases 21 to 233 code for a protein of 70 amino acids. The transcript is spliced from 2 exons. The record is from RefSeq and is a predicted model, not a curated record. Lineage: Eukaryota; Fungi; Basidiomycota; Agaricomycetes; Boletales; Suillaceae.
CCCCGAACCGCAGCAUCCUCAUGUUAUCGGUGAGGCACACACUACUAGUAAUGGUCACUUCGACUUCGACUCAGCUUCAACUUCUGCCCCCAUGGUCAUUGGGAUCCUCAGGAUUUGCGAUGACUUUGAAUUCUUUCCGGAGGCUCGCAUCCCGCACCCCCGGCUCUCAAAUGGGUUGUUUUCGCGACCCUCCGAUGUAUAUGGCUUUGGAGAGCGGUUGUUCACUUUGUUAGCAGUUAAAAGGAGCAAGCACCAGGAUGCUAAGGAUAUCGUCUUUUAUCAUGAUCCUGAUGAUACUGUCCCACUAUGUACUCCUUCCUCUGCGCCUACUCC